Molecule: messenger RNA, 3706 nt
Organism: Glycine soja
Lineage: Eukaryota; Viridiplantae; Streptophyta; Magnoliopsida; Fabales; Fabaceae
Product: receptor-like protein kinase HERK 1
Exons: 2
Coding region: 579-3092 (837 amino acids)
Biological process (GO): protein autophosphorylation
Cellular component (GO): plasmodesma; plasma membrane
Molecular function (GO): ATP binding; transmembrane receptor protein tyrosine kinase activity
Source: RefSeq, a predicted model, not a curated record
UUACUAAUAUUCCUUUAAUAUUAUAAUUAAUUAAUUCAUCUUCCUCUUUUAUUGCUCUGGAUCACAACUUACCUAAACACACUAUGCCUGACCUAUCUCAAUUUGUUUAAUCUCUUCAUUUGCAUAAUUGCAUCACACAUGCUUUCACCGAAUUUUCUUGCAACCAAACCCUUUUGUGUGUUGACCCUGCUUCCACCGUUUCUGUUCCUUCACCUCCCCUCUCUCUCUAUAUUUUCCUUUUUAAAAAAUCGAAAUAAUAAAAAAAAUAUGAAUGAAUAUGUCAAAAGUUAAGGUUGUCAUUGAGAUUAUUCCAGCUUGUGCUGAGCUAGAUUCUUGCUGAAGUGGAUUUGUUCUUCUCCUGUCAGUAUCUGUAUUAAAGUUUCUUUCAAAACCACAAAAAGGGGCCACUUCAGAUUUCUCUUAUUCUCCCGGGUUUGGUUCAUACUUGUUCUGCAACUUCUGCCGGAAACUAUAAGAGUAAUAACCAAGAAUCUUCCUACUUCCUAGGCUUCAAUUAGCUUCAAAGACAGAAAUUUUAGAAAGGAAAAAAACAUAUCCUUUCAUUUCUAGAUGCCAUAAUGACUGAUUAUUGGAGAAAUAUUGGUUUCUUUAUAUGUGUUUUAUCAAUCUUCCCCCUUGUAUGCUUCUGUGCCACCUUUGUUCCAGUAGAUAAUUAUCUUAUAGACUGUGGAGCAACUGCAAGUACUUCAGUAGGUACACGCAAUUUCAUAGCAGAUAACAACAAGGAUCUCCUUUCCACACAAGAAGAUAUUCUUGCCACUACCUCCUUAAAAUCAGUUACUUCUUCCUCCGAUGAUUUGCCUCUCUAUCAAACUGCAAGAGUCUUCACUGGAUCCUCAAAGUACACUUUUAAAAUUAAGCAGAAGGGGAGGCACUGGAUCCGUCUCUAUUUCUUUCCAUCCACUUAUGAAAAGUACAAUUUGAGUGCUGCAGAUUUCACUGUUUCCACCCAAAACCAUGUCCUUUUCAGAAGCCUCAACAUGCAGAAAGAUCCUGUGAUGAAGGAGUACUCAGUGAAUGUGACCUCAGACACCCUUGUUCUCACUUUUACCCCUUCAGGAAAUUCCACUGCUUUUGUGAAUGCCAUUGAAGUUGUUUCUGUCCCUGAUGACCUAAUUGUUGAUGAUGGUUUUGCCUUAGAUCCAUCAGUAACCUCUUCUGGGUUGGUGACACAAGCACUUGAGACAGUUUGGAGGGUUAACAUGGGAGGUCCUACUCUGACCCCUAUUAAUGACACCCUUCAAAGAACUUGGGUUCCAGAUCAAAGUUUCCUUUUGGAACCCAACCUUGCCUCAAAUUUUUCCAAUAUUAAGGGUGUUAAAUACGAGAACCGCGGGCAAGCAACAGAAAACACUGCUCCGCCUACCGUUUACGGGACUCUCACACAGAUGAAUUCAAGCAAUGAUCCCCGUAGUAUUUUCAAUGUGACAUGGCAGUUUGAUGUGAGUCCCGGAUUUCAGUACCUUGUUCGACUUCACUUCUGCGAUGUAGUCAGUAAAGCUCUCAAUGUACUCAUCUUCAAUGCUUAUGUAGACUCCAAGCUCGCUGCCUCCAGUGCUGAUCCCAGUACUACUAGCAAUAAUGCUUUGGGUGUUCCAUAUUAUAGGGAUCUGGUUACAGCCGUGGCAGUAAGCAAAACGCUUCGUGUAGGUAUUGGUCCUUCAGAUCUAAAUAAGGAUUACCCUAAUGCCAUUUUGAAUGGGCUGGAGAUCAUGAAAAUGAACAAUUCUAUGGGUAAUCUUAUACCAGGAGCAGGAUCUGUGGCUAUUACUUCUGGCUCAAGUUCUAAGAAAACUGGCAUGAUUGUGGGUGUGAGUGUUGGGGUGGUUGGUGCUGUUGUCUUGGCUGGACUUUUCUUUGUACUAUGCAGGAAAAGAAGAAGGUUGGUGCAAAGGCAGUCAAAGACAUGGGUUCCUCUAUCCAUAAAUGAUGGAACUACUUCUCAUACCAUGGGAAGUAAAUAUUCUAAUGGCACAACACUGAGUGCUGCUUCAAACUUUGAGUACCGUGUCCCUUUUGUGGCGGUUCAGGAGGCUACAAAUAAUUUCGAUGAGAGUUGGGUUAUUGGGAUAGGUGGUUUUGGAAAAGUGUACAAGGGAGAGUUGAGUGAUGGCACAAAAGUGGCAGUUAAGAGGGGGAAUCCACGGUCCCAGCAGGGUCUUGCAGAAUUCCGAACUGAAAUUGAAAUGCUGUCUCAGUUCCGUCAUCGCCAUCUGGUGUCUUUGAUUGGUUAUUGUGAUGAAAGAAAUGAAAUGAUCUUGAUAUAUGAAUAUAUGGAGAAGGGAACUCUCAAGGGUCAUUUAUAUGGUUCAGGUCUGCCAAGCUUAAGCUGGAAGGAGAGGCUUGAAAUAUGCAUUGGAUCAGCUAGAGGGCUUCAUUACCUUCACACUGGCUAUGCUAAAGCUGUCAUUCAUCGCGAUGUGAAGUCUGCAAAUAUCCUACUUGAUGAGAACCUAAUGGCUAAAGUUGCUGAUUUUGGAUUAUCAAAGACGGGGCCUGAAAUCGACCAGACACAUGUGAGCACAGCUGUCAAAGGUAGUUUUGGGUACCUUGAUCCGGAGUAUUUCAGGAGGCAACAACUAACAGAAAAGUCAGAUGUGUAUUCAUUUGGGGUAGUUCUGUUUGAAGUUCUUUGCGCAAGGCCCGUCAUAGAUCCAACACUUCCUAGAGAAAUGGUAAACUUGGCGGAAUGGGCGUUGAAAUGGCAGAAGAAAGGACAGUUGGAGCAAAUCAUAGAUCAAACACUUGCAGGCAAAAUCAGACCAGAUUCUCUGAGGAAGUUUGGAGAAACUGCUGAGAAAUGCUUGGCUGACUAUGGUGUGGACAGGCCUUCUAUGGGAGAUGUCUUGUGGAAUUUGGAGUAUGCUCUCCAACUUCAAGAGGCAGUGGUUCAAGGCGACCCUGAAGAAAACAGCACCAAUAUGAUUGGUGAACUCUCUCCUCAGGUCAACAAUUUCAACCAGGAUGCAAGUGCUUCGGUUACACAAUUUGCAGGCUCAGGCCUCGAUGAUCUGUCUGGUGUUUCUAUGAGUAGGGUGUUCUCACAGUUGGUGAAGUCUGAGGGUAGAUAGAUGGUUCUGGAUAUCCUAUCUUAUAAAUUCUGUGUGACAGUACUCUUCUGUUAUAAUUUUUUCUUCUGAUCACUAGCUCUCCGCCACGACUUGGAAGAUUAGAAACUUCAUAUCAUAGAUUUGUAAAGAAAGAUUUGAGUUAAUGAAACAUAUAUGUUUGCUUAAUUGGUAAUCAGAGCAUCUACUUGUUAAAACUCUGGCUUCUCGAGUUCGAAUUGAACUAUCUUGAAAAACCAGUGUAAGUUAUGCAACCACCCAGGUGUACCUUAUCAGCUGGAGAAAUACCUGAAUCAGCAAGUGUGGCAAAGUUCUCUGAUUAAACUGCCAUAUAGAGUUGGGUUAGAUGUUUUGGUUUUAUAUCUCUUAUACUUAUUUGUGACCAGAGAGGGUAUUGUAGGAGUGGGUUUUAGCCUUUUAGGCAACUGGCGGGCAUGGAGUUUCUCUGAAAUAAUACGGCACAUGUAUUUGCAUUUGUUACUGUGCAUUUGGUGUUAAUACGAGUUGCAUGGUUUGUUAUAUUCUCGGUCAUUUAUUUCCUCCACUCUAUUUCUGAUGUACUUGCUGUUAAUACAAGCUACAUGGUUUAUCAUAUAUUCAGUCAUUUAUUUCCUCAC